Molecule: messenger RNA, 3663 nt
Organism: Puntigrus tetrazona (Sumatra barb)
Lineage: Eukaryota; Metazoa; Chordata; Actinopteri; Cypriniformes; Cyprinidae
Gene: cacnb2a
Product: calcium channel, voltage-dependent, beta 2a
Exons: 13
Coding region: 718-2574 (618 amino acids)
Biological process (GO): chemical synaptic transmission; neuromuscular junction development; calcium ion transmembrane transport
Cellular component (GO): voltage-gated calcium channel complex
Molecular function (GO): high voltage-gated calcium channel activity; protein binding
Source: RefSeq, a predicted model, not a curated record
UGCAGAGGGAUUAAUCAGCGAAGACGACACACAGAUGGAGCGACUGUGAAGAGCACCGCAGAGGCAGAGAGCGAGGAGGAUGGGAGGGGAGGGGAGACGAAACAGAGGACGCACCGGAGAGACGGCGAGACUGCAUGCCUGAGAAACACCAUGGACAUACAGGAGGCAGAAAGGACGACGUGCAGUUAGAGGAGCGCAUCACUGCAGCAGGGGUGCUAGCGUCUUUAGCAUCGGCGCGCUGGGCUCUAGGGAGCGGGGAAGGGCUCUCGCGGAGGAGCAUGGCAGCCUGGCUUGCUGGUUUCGCUGCGGCGGGAUGGACUGAGUCUCAUUCGUUAUUCUAGAAGACAACACAGCAUCGUCCACUAUGCGCAGGGAUCGAGAGCGAGCACAUGGGAUUGCGCGCCAUCGUCAACAACACGGCAGAACGCUACGUUCCCACAGCAGCGGCACAUCUAGCGCUGACAACAUUAGCCCUGAUAUUAGGUAGCACCCGAUGUAGCUUCAAUCGCAGCUUAGUGAAAGCUAGGCAAAAAAAAAAAACCAGCGACCGGUUCCGUUUGGGUUUUUUUACUCGCAUUUUUUGAUACCAGGUUCAUGUGUAACGCUCGCACAUCGCUCGGCGGACGGUGGGCGGUACGUACAGUAGUUGCCGUUAGAGUUUAGCGAACUUUGUGGUUGGUAUGGUGAGGAGAGCAAACGCUCUGACUGGAUUGGCUGAUGAAGGCCUCCUGGAUACGACUGCUGAAACGAGCAACAGGAAACCGAGUCAAGAACAACAUCGGUGGUUCAGCGGACUCGUACACCAGCCGGCCGUCGGACUCGGAUGUGUCUCUGGAGGAAGAUAAAGAGACUUUACGCAGAGAAGCUGAGAGACAGGCUCAGACUCAGCUGGAAAAGGCCAAGUCUAAACCGGUGGCGUUUGCAGUACGUACUAAUGUUGGCUACAGCGCUUCUCUUGAAGAUGACGUCCCCGUGCCUGGAAUGGGAGUCUCAUUCGAAGCUAAAGAUUUCCUUCACGUUAAAGAAAAAUUUAAUAAUGACUGGUGGAUCGGUCGCUUGGUGAAGGAAGGGUGUGACAUCGGCUUCAUCCCAAGUCCGGUGAAGCUCGAAAGCAUUCGCAUCCACCAGGAGCAGCGAGCCAAACAAGGGAAAUUUUACUCAAGUAAACUUGGGGCACACUCCUCAUCUAGUUUAGGAGACAUUGUUUCCAACUCACGUAAAUCAACCCCUCCAUCCUCAGCCGUGGACAUAGAUGCUGCAGGGUUAGAUCCGGAGGAGAGCGACCCUCCUCUCCAUCAGCGUUCACCCAAAGCCAGUCCAAACACAGUAAUAUCCCCUUUAGCCCGCGAGAAACGAAUGCCUUUCUUUAAGAAGACCGAACACGUUCCUCCGUACGACGUGGUGCCGUCGAUGAGACCCGUGGUGCUCGUGGGACCGUCGCUCAAGGGCUACGAGGUAACAGAUAUGAUGCAGAAAGCUCUCUUUGACUUCCUGAAGCACCGCUUUGAGGGGAGGAUCUCGAUCACGAGGGUGGCUGCUGAUAUUUCUCUGGCCAAGCGCUCUGUGCUCAACAACCCCAGCAAGCACGCCAUCAUCGAGCGCUCUAACACACGCUCCAACUUAGCGGAGGUUCAGAGUGAGAUCGAGAGGAUCUUUGAGCUGGCUCGCACGCUGCAGCUGGUGGUUCUGGACGCAGACACGAUAAACCACCCGUCCCAACUGGGAAAAACCUCUCUUGCACCUAUUAUUGUCUACAUCAAGAUCACCUCUCCGAAGGUUUUGCAGCGGUUAAUAAAGUCUAGAGGAAAGUCUCAGGCAAAACAUCUCAAUGUGCAGAUGGUGGCAGCAGACAAACUGGCCCAGUGCCCUUCAGAGCUUUUCGACAUCAUUCUUGACGAGAACCAGCUAGAAGACGCCUGCGAGCACAUGGCUGAUUAUCUGGAGGCCUACUGGAAAUCCACUCAUCCUCCCAGCGUCCCUCAGAUAAACCCUCUGCUGGAGAAACUCACCUCGGUCGCAGCGGCGGCAGUCGCCCGCAAAGACGCGCUGGCCAACACGCAACCAAAGGGCAGAGCGGGUGAGCAGACAGCAGAGAGACCAGACGACGACGACGACGACGACGGGACGGGCUUUUACCAGGACUACCAACAUCACCGCCAUCAUCAUCCCUACCAAACACAGAAGCAAGGGAGUCUGGAAGACGACAACGACGCUAAAGCUAACGACGACCAGCAGCAGAGCGAGUGGAGGAGCCGCCACAAACACCACAGCCAUCAUCACCACCACCACCAUCAUCAUCAUCACCGGCAUCACCACCACCAUCACGGCCGCACCACCAGGACGCUUUCCAAACAAGAGACGUCAGACUCCACGUACCCAGAGCCUCUCGCCGGACCUACGCCCGAAGAGGAACCGCCGAACCACCACCACCACCACCGCCACCAUCACCACCGGCCCGACAAAGAGAGGGAGCGCGACCACAACGAGAGGAACGGCCGGCAGAGAGGGAAGCAGAGGUCCGAGCGGAGACGAGGAGAGGCGGAGUGGCCGAGAGAGCAUCACAUAGAGCAGUGACACACGUGCCACAAACACACCGACCUCAACCCUAACGUUUUUACAGGCCAACGAAACCACCACGCACGACUUUUCCAAGCGUGGACCCGUUAAAGAAAGACAAUUAUACAUCGUUUAAUACGGCAUGAACGGCGAAAUUCUCUUUAAAGAUCGUGGAAUUUUGUGUAUUUAUUUUUUUGUUAUGUUUUUACAUUCCUGGUCUUACUGAACAAAUCACGGAUGCAUGUAAAAUAAAAAAAAAGGAGAGGAAAAAAAAAAAUGUUUGUAUUGUUUUUUAAAAUUCUACUCGCUCUGAUUCGAAACGAUCUUGGUUUUCAGCUGAUGCGAGUGAUAGUUUUCAGAAAUUAAUGCAAGUUCGUGGCGAAAAAAGCCACUGAAAAUGUCUAAAUGUGUCCCCAUGUAGAAACCUGCUGUUUAUUUAUUUAUUAUUUUAUUAUUUCUAUAUUUCUUGCAAUUUUUUAGGUCUAGUUAAUUACUCAAAUAAUUAUUUUUGUUAUUAUUAUUAUUAUUAUUAUUAUUUAUGGAAGUUUGUUUUCCGCUACAGGAAAAAAAAAGUAAAAUAAAUGCUUAUUUUAAAAUUCUGCCUUUUUUUCCUUUGAAGUCUGUAAAAAGAAAGCCAGGAUCCUGAGAUAUAAACUUAAUGAGAUAAACUAAAUAUAAGAUAUAAACUAAAUGAGUCUGAAAUCUAAAAAAAAAAAAAAAAAAAAGUGGAAUUGUGAUAGUAAAAAUUGUAAAGUUGUAAAAUUAAAAGCUUUUAUUCUGUGGGUGGAAAAAAAUAAUAAUAAUAAUUUUCAUGCAAAUGCAAGAAAAAAGUCAGAAUUCUGAGAUAAAUAGUUGCAAAUACAAUUUUUUUUUUCCCAUGGCGGAAAUGAUCUUCCAUAUUUAUUAUUUUGUUGUUGCUGAAUAUUCUGUUCGCCCAAAUUCUGGAUUGAAUUCACUGCUGAUUUGUUUAGUUUUAAAACAAAAAAUUAUAUAUAUUUUUUUUUAUGUUGUGUCAUUUCAAAUUGUUAUUUAAUGUUAAUUACUCGUGUGUUAACGUUGCGAAGGUGUGUACUGCCUUGCAUAUAGGAUAAAAACACUACAAAAACA